Messenger RNA from Fimicolochytrium jonesii, 893 nucleotides. RefSeq lists its product as uncharacterized. Bases 96 to 551 code for a protein of 151 amino acids. NCBI's taxonomy places the organism in Eukaryota, Fungi, Chytridiomycota, Chytridiomycetes, Spizellomycetales, Powellomycetaceae. Gene Ontology annotation, molecular function: transcription coregulator activity. The record is from RefSeq and is a predicted model, not a curated record. The transcript has 4 exons. Gene Ontology annotation, biological process: regulation of transcription by RNA polymerase II. Gene Ontology annotation, cellular component: mediator complex.
AGGCGACCUGGACCUGCCUAUUGCUGGGAAUGUCCUGCUGAGAGAAGUAGGUCAGGACCAAGCGUCUCGUGAAAGGUCGGGUGGCAUUCGGCAAUAUGGAGCACAGCAGCGCAAGCCACGCAGCUGGGGCGGUAGUGCCUUCGACGUCGGCUUCAGCGGGAGAACGCGGACCAGCUCAAGCUGCGGGGGUGGAUGGCAAGCAUGCUGUGCGACCGCUGCCGGAACUCCCGCACAUGCCAAUGAAUCCGAUUCCGAUGAAGGUGAUCGCUGGCCGGAUGAUUCAAGCAUCCUACUCCAAUAUGCAGCGCGUCAUCAAAGACCUUGCCCAUGAUGUACCAGACAAGCGACAGAGAGGGCUGUUGGAUUGGGCAAUGGAGGAGCAUCACGAGAUGAAGAAGCUGCUGGUUCUUAUGCGCUGUAGUCGAAAGGCCAAGGAUUGGCAAAAGUUGAUGAAUAUGCACGGAUAUCUCGAUCGCCAAAGUGCCUGUGUAGAGGGCGCUGGUCGCGGCUUACAAGCUAUGGUGGCACACCUAAAGCAGUUUGUGGAGUAAGCAGAAUGACAGGUUUCAGAGGAUGUCUGUCGAAGGUUCAGUGCUUACCGACCGCCCUUAUGAACUGUAGAACUCCAGCUCCUGACAUGCAAACGGCGGUCGACAUCAUUCGGAACAGGACCUACACGCAGCUUCCCUCCGUAAUGAAGGAUGCACUUCCGAAACAACCCUUGUCGAGAGAGGAGACGCUUGAGACUUUGACACAGCUGGAGGACAUCAUACAUGAACGGCUGGAAUUGGAAAUAGUACCCGAUGCCAUGCGGAGUAACAUGGUUGUUGGUACGCAUUCAUUAACUUAAUGGGGUCGCGGGAGGGGGACUGGGACAAGCAUGGGGCUGACAC